Molecule: messenger RNA, 1485 nt
Organism: Nelumbo nucifera (sacred lotus)
Lineage: Eukaryota; Viridiplantae; Streptophyta; Magnoliopsida; Proteales; Nelumbonaceae
Product: aldehyde dehydrogenase family 2 member C4-like
Molecular function (GO): oxidoreductase activity, acting on the aldehyde or oxo group of donors, NAD or NADP as acceptor
Source: RefSeq, a predicted model, not a curated record
AUGUCAGAGAACAACAUCAGCAUUCCGGAAAUCAAGUUCACUAAGCUGUUCAUAAAUGGAGAAUUCGUGGACGCCGUUUCAGGAAAAACAUUUGAAACGAUUGAUCCAAGAAACGAGGAAGUGAUAGCUCAAGUUGCAGAAGGAGACAAAGAAGAUGUUGACCUAGCGGUCCAGGCUGCUCGAGAAGCUUUCGACCAUGGAAAAUGGCCUCGUAUGACUGGCUUCGAAAGGGGAAGGAUAAUGAUGAAAUUCGCGGAUUUAAUAGACCAAAAUAUAGAAGAAUUGGCUGCCAUUGAUGCUAUGGAUGGUGGAAAGUUGUUUAGUUGGCUCAAGUCCAAUGACAUUCCAACAGUAGCAAAUUUCCUUCGUUAUUAUGCAGGCGCUGCAGAUAAAAUCCAUGGAGAGAUGUUGAAGAUGUCAAAACAAUAUCAAGCAUACACAUUGCAGGAGCCUAUUGGUGUUGUGGGUCUUAUCAUCCCGUGGAACGUUCCCUCUACCAUGUUCUUUAUCAAGGUUGCUCCUGCCUUAGCCGCUGGCUGCACUAUAAUAGUCAAGCCUGCUGAGCAAACACCACUCUCUGCUCUAUGCUAUGCCCAUCUUGCUAAGCUGGCUGGAAUUCCUGAUGGAGUACUCAAUGUUGUUACUGGAUUUGGGCGUACGGUUGGUGCUGCCAUUAGUUCUCAUAUGGACGUUGAUAAGGUUAGUUUUACAGGGUCCACAGAAGUUGGGAGGUUAAUCAUGAAGGCUGCAGCAGAAAGCAAUUUAAAGCCAGUUUCACUUGAAUUGGGUGGGAAAGCACCUCUUCUAAUUUUUAAUGAUGUUGAUGUGGACAAUGCAGUUGAUCUUGCUCUUCUAGCCAAUUUCUAUAACAAGGGAGAGAUUUGUGUAGCGGGAUCCCGUGUUUAUGUUCAGGAAGAGAUUUAUGAUAAGUUUGUGGAGAAGGCAGCAGAAAAGGCUAAAACUUGGGUGCCCGGGGAUCCAUUUGAUCCCAAUGCUCGAGUGGGACCUCAGGUUGACAAGAGACAGUUCGAUAAGAUCCUUUCAUACAUUGAGCAUGGCAAAAAGGAGGGUGCCACCUUGUUGGUUGGGGGUAAACGCUUUGGCGAUAAGGGCUACUUUAUUGAGCCCACCAUUUUUGCUGAUGCUAAGGAGGAUAUGUUGAUAGUGAAGGAGGAAAUAUUUGGACCUGUGAUGUCUCUUAUGAAAUUCAAGACUGUUGAGGAAGCAAUUGAGAAAGCCAACAAGACAUGUUAUGGCCUGGCAGCAGGAAUUGUGACCAAGGACCUAAACUUGGCCAAUAGAGUCUCAAGAUCAGUGCGUGCUGGCAUCAUCUGGAUAAAUUGCUAUUUUGCCUUUGACAUGGAUUGUCCUUUUGGGGGUUAUAAGAUGAGUGGGUUUGGAAGGGAUCUAGGGCUACACUCCCUCAAGAAGUAUCUCCAAGUGAAGUCUGUUGUGACUCCCCUCCAUGAUUCUCCUUGGCUCUAA